GCAGUCAGCUGUUUACCACGAUUGUCAUAUUCACUUUUAGUUACAGACCAAAAUUGUGUUAUUAAAAUAAAUUGGUCACAUAUGGUCAAGUUAUUAAUUCAGAGAGUUUUAAAAACAAUAUUUGUAGUUUGAUAGUAACUACUUGAUUGAAACGUUCUAAAAAUAUGCUAUAAGCAAUGGACGGUUUUUUAAGAGUAGAUAACCCAAAUUUGCCAUCGUCUCCAACAAAUUCUUUUAUGGCUGAUGAAGUUGCUUCUAUAUGCCCGUUAAUAACUCCCUCACCACCAACAAAUGAUCUGAUUAAUCCAUUGCCAGAGCCAGAACCGGACUUCUCGAUUGGACGUGAAUUGGCAAAUAAGCUUCAUCACGUCGGUGGUGAUGGAACAUCAGAUGAAGAUAAGGCAGAAUCAGCUUCCUCAAGUUCAUCAGCUUUAGCUGAGUCUCAGCUACUAAAUCACAGAAAUAUUUAUCUUAACCGUAACGGAAAUAACGAAGAAAAAGAGCAAGAGGAAGGUCUUGGAAAAAGUCAAACUUUUCAACUAACUUUCCGAAAUCCUCCAGACAAUUAUUUCUUUAUGUCCUGGAAUUGGCCAGUGAUUAGAAAAAUAUCAGCAUGGAUUUAUAUGUCGGCAUUAGUGGCCAUGCUAGCCUUAGUGAUAGCAAUGAUUUCCACUUUACCUAAAACGUGUAAUCCUCCAACAUAUUGGUAUCAAGGAAAUCUACUAUACGAAAUUUUUCCUGCUAGCUUCUACAGUGGAAAGAAAAAUAUGGAAGGUGAUUUUAAAGGAAUAACUCUUAAAGCUGAAUAUAUACAGAAGUUAGGUGUCCGAGCAGUAAGAUUUAAUUCUAUAUUUCCAAAUCCAAAUUAUCCCCAUGACUUUGAUAAUAUUACAAGUUUAACUGACAUAGCUCCUCUUCUGGGAAGUUUAAGUGAGUUUAAUGUUAUGGUAAAACAACUAAAAGCAAGAAAUAUUUCUGUAAUAUUAGAUCUACCAUUAUAUCCUUAUAUUAAAAGCUUGGCUCAUAAAAAAAUGAACACAAGAAAUGAAACUUACGCUGAAUCUAACGUCGAGUUUUUAAGACAAGAGGAAGUAACCCGAGAAUAUGAUGUAGUAGAGCAAGCAAUUCUCCAUUGGAUUUCCAAUGGCGUGGAAGGAUUUUAUAUCAAAGGUUUGGAAAAAUUACAAGAAGAUUCAAACUUAGUGGAAUCAAUAAAACGUUGGAAGACAAUUCUUGGAGAACAUAGAGUUCUUAUAGUAAGCGAUACUUUUAUCUCUUCCUUGAAACCACCUGCGUUAAACUUUAUUUUAAAUAACGUCGAUUUGGUUGAUAUCAGGCUAGAUGUAAGCCAAGGAGUAACUUCCGUAAGCAGACAAAUUAAAUCUUUGCAAAAUAACACAUUAUAUUCGAAACCUGGAAUGCCAUGGAUACAUUGGUCAGUAGGAGAUGUUAAUUCACCACGCGUAGCAAAUAUUUUACCUUCUGGCAACUGUACCCUAGGGGUUACCCUCCUCCAACUAAUGCUUCCAGGUACUCCAUCAAUUUUUUAUGGUGACGAAAUAGGGCUACCGGAAAUAUCGGAUUUAACAGGAGAACGACAGGAUAUUAGAAACCUGCAUCAACUUACGAUGAUGCCUUGGCAAAAUGAAAAACAAGUAGUACUUCCUUGGAUAAAGGGUGAUGUCAAUAUACACGGUAAAUUUGAUCAAAUAAACCUAAUAAACAAAACCGUAGAAUUAAGAACUGAAUCUCCUUCUAUUUAUAUGAACUCGGUGUACAAAGAAGGAGUUACUAAACCAAACAUAGAUGUGAAAUAUGCUGAAGAUGAAUUGUUGGUAGUACAGAGAUGGUAUCCAAGAAGAAAAGCGUUUAUUCUGGCUUCCAAUCUGGGGAACAAGAUGUUAUCCACAGAUCUUUCUAAACUUCUUUACAGCGGAGAAGUUGUAGUUGGCCCACGACCAGAUUCUAAGGCGGGUACAAUAAUAUUUAAACAUAUAUCAUUAUGGCCUGGAGAAGCUGUUAUUGCUAUGCUCACAUAAAUUUUGGUGUAUUAUAAACUUGUUGUGUGUUAUGUUCUUAUUUACAGUAUUUGUGACUGUACAGUUUUUUUUAAUUAUAUUCAUAGAUCAUGA
Molecule: messenger RNA, 2132 nt
Organism: Diabrotica balteata
Lineage: Eukaryota; Metazoa; Arthropoda; Insecta; Coleoptera; Chrysomelidae
Source: the annotation of a GenBank genome assembly